Molecule: messenger RNA, 2671 nt
Organism: Chelmon rostratus (copperband butterflyfish)
Lineage: Eukaryota; Metazoa; Chordata; Actinopteri; Chaetodontiformes; Chaetodontidae
Product: choline transporter-like protein 1
Exons: 16
Coding region: 238-2196 (652 amino acids)
Biological process (GO): transmembrane transport
Cellular component (GO): membrane
Molecular function (GO): transmembrane transporter activity
Source: RefSeq, a predicted model, not a curated record
UUCUUCCGCGUUUACCUGUAGUUUUAAACGAAGGAGAAAUCAGUGGAGAAAUGGGUGUUCAUAACUGAAUUGAAGGCGUAAACAAAGCUACUUGUUCGAGUCCUUGCAUGCGCUAUAGGUAAAAGAGACGAGAGAGGGGGAAAUGAGCCGAAAAAGCGACAAAGUUUAAGCAAAGAAAGUGCACGUAAAGUUUUGUUGUCGCUGAAGUUCGCCGAAGUUGCCGUGUUGUCGCUCACAAUGGGAUGUUGUAGCAGCACAGAGAGCAAACGUGACUGGAAACCGCUGGAGGAGCGCAGCUGCACGGACAUCCCAUGGCUCAUCAUAUUCACCUUGUUUUGUAUUGGGAUGGUGUGUAUUUGUGGCUAUCCCAUCGCCACAGGAGCUGCCUCCAGGCUCAUAUCAGGAUACGACAGUUAUGGCAACACCUGUGGCCAUAAUAACACCAAGAUCGAGGGAGUGCCCCUCAGCGGCCGGGACAUGAAAGAAAACAAAUAUGUUUUCUUUCUAGACCCUUGCAACCUUGACUUAAUUAACAGGAGGAUCAAGUCCAUCGCGCUGUGUGUCUCCAAAUGUCCUACUGCUGAACUGAAGACACACAGCGAUUUAAAGCAGUUCGCUCUGAACAAUGGAUCCCACCUCUGCUCCUAUGAUAUUUCUCCUACAAGAUACACAAGCCAUUCAGAAAGAUCCACUAAAUGCCCUAAACUCCCUGUUCCACCAAGUAAGUCUGUCCCAGUGUUCCACCGCUGUAUUCCAGUGGAUGUCGGCUGCUAUGCUGAAUUUGCGCAGGCGUUCGUCACGUUCGUCAGUGACAACAAUGUGCUGCGCCGGGUCAUCGCAGGGGUGAUGGCCAGCAAGGAGAUCAUCAUGGGCCUCUGUGUGCUGGCUUUAGUUCUGUCCCUGAUCAUGAUGGUUGUCAUUCGCUACAUCUCCAAAGUGCUGGUGUGGAUUCUAACGGUUCUAGUAAUCAUCGGCUCUAUAGGUGGGACAGGCGUCCUCUGGUGGCUCUAUGUGGACCACAGGAAUGCCCUUGAUAAUAACACCUUAUCAGUAUUUGGCAAAGAAGUGGCCUCAGACAAUGUCAAGGCUCUGCUUGUGUAUGCAAUUGGUGCUACAAUUUUCACGGUAAUUCUCCUGAUAGUGAUGUUCAUCAUGAGGAAGCGUGUGGCUCUCACCAUCUCCCUGUUCCAUGUGGCUGGUAAAGUGUUCAUCCACCUUCCCCUGCUGGCCCUGCAGCCCCUGUGGACCUUCCUCUGCCUCAUGCUCUUCUGGGUCUACUGGAUCGCUGUGCUUCUCUUCCUCGGGACUUCAGGGACACCGAUUAAGAGCAACUCUACAGGUGUGGUUGAAUAUGAAAUGCAAGGGCCUCUUCAGUACUUGGUGUGGUACCACGCUGUGGGUCUCAUCUGGAUCAGUGAGUUCAUUCUUGCCUUCCAGCAAAUGACCAUCGCUGGAGCCGUGGUCACCUACUACUUCACAAGGAAUAAGUCCCAGUUGCCAGCUACUCCCAUCCUCUCUUCCAUGGCACGGACCAUCCGCUACCAUCUGGGCACUCUGGCCAAAGGCUCCUUCAUCAUCACGCUUGUUAAGAUCCCUCGUCUCAUCCUAACGUACAUCCACAGCCAGCUCAAAGGAAAGGAGAACGCCUGCGCUCGUUGCAUGCUGAAAGCAUGCGUCUGCUGCUUGUGGUGUCUUGAGAAGUGUCUCGCAUACUUAAAUCAGAAUGCUUACGCUGCCACAGCCAUCAACAGCACCAGUUUCUGCACCUCUGCCCGCGACGCUUUCGUCAUCCUGGUGGAGAAUGCCCUCCGAGUGGCCGCCAUCAACACUGUGGGCGACUUUGUCCUCUUCUUGGGAAAGGUGCUUAUAGUCUCCUGCACUGCGUUUGCCGGCGUCCUGGCCCUGAACUACCAGAGGGACUACACUGUGUGGGUCCUGCCUCUCCUCAUCGUCUGCCUGUUUGCCUUCAUGGUGGCUCACUGCUUCCUCUCUGUCUUUGAGAACGUGGUCGACGUUCUCUUCCUCUGCUUCGCUGUGGACUCGAAGUACAAUGACGGCAGCCCUGGACGCGAGUACUACAUGGACAAGGCCCUAAUGGAAUAUGUUGAGAACAGUAAGAAAAUGGGUCGUUACAAGCCAGAUGAUGGAGAUGGACGGGAGAUGAAGUCCAUGGCACGUGGAGGGACUCUUGCUUGACCAAAUGUUUAAAAAAAAUGCGCCAAAACCACUAAAAAUACACCAAAGCUUAAAGAGUUUACCAGCAUUUCACUCCAGGGACAUCAGUAAGAUAACUGUGCACUUCAUACAGAAGCUACACAUAGUUUCAGCGAAAGAUGCAUUCAUUCACUUUUAGUUUUUAUUUUUGAGAAGGUUUGACACUAAUUGGUGUAAUGUGGCAAAAUUUCAUUUGCAUUUGUGUUUUGUUAUUAAUUUGAUGGGUUUGCUAGUGUUGUCUUUCCCUUUCUAACUUGGGUUUUCUCUUUUAUUAUGUUUUAAAUAAUAUGAACGAUGUAACAUGGUUUAACAUGUUUUGUUUUCUUUGUUGCAUAAUUAGUGUUAGUUGUAGUUUGGUGUACAUUUUGAAAUGGGUAGCUAACUGUGUUUCGUCAAAAGCUGUUCCUGUAGUUUUAUUACUUCUCAAAUUUUAUACUUAAAUAAAUUAAAAUACAGA